AUGGGUAUCUUCCAGUCUCCAAUCCCUGCGAUGGUCGUCUUCGGCCGAGGCACAUACGACACCACUGGCAAGCCCCCGCCUCCCAAGCCCAAGGCUCCGGAGUCGUCCGAGGACUUUGAGGCGCGCGACUUUGGUCGUGGUUCUUAUGACACGACGGACACAAAGCCCAAGCCCGCGCCCACGAAGCCGACGAAGUAA
Messenger RNA from Anthostomella pinea, 198 nucleotides. The record is from the annotation of a GenBank genome assembly. NCBI's taxonomy places the organism in Eukaryota, Fungi, Ascomycota, Sordariomycetes, Xylariales, Xylariaceae.